Annulohypoxylon maeteangense is the source of this 858-nucleotide messenger RNA. RefSeq lists its product as uncharacterized. The record is from RefSeq and is a predicted model, not a curated record. Bases 200 to 835 code for a protein of 211 amino acids. The transcript has a single exon. NCBI's taxonomy places the organism in Eukaryota, Fungi, Ascomycota, Sordariomycetes, Xylariales, Hypoxylaceae.
GGUAGACUCGCUACGCAGGUGGUUAUAUUCAGGCUACGAAAAUUCAUUAUACGUAUUGCAACUCACUAUUCACGUCCCUUUCCCAUUUCACGGAUUACCCCACGUCCAGCCCAGGGUUAGGGUUAUCACUUUUCUCCCAUCAUUACCACCGCCACCACUCCCUCAUUCAUACCAGUACUCAUAACUUCCCAACCUCAAAAUGCCCCGCCCCCGCACCCCCAGACCAUCACAAACCUCCUUCACCCGCCCCGCCCCAGCAGCCGUCACAUACGACCUAUCCAUCCCGGACCAAGCCACCAUCACCGUCCCCCGCGGGUCCACCUGGUCUUCCGGCCCGCAUUGGCAUGAGGCGCAUACGGAGUUCCUCGAAGUGCUAGCUGGCAGGGCGAGGGUUAGGUUGGGGGGAAAGACAGUCAGGGUCGGUAGGGGAGAGGGGGUUGUGGUUAUUCCGAGGGGGGUUGUGCAUGAGUGGUUGAGGGAUGAUGUGGUUGGUGAGCAUGAGGGUGAAGAUAUAGGAGAAGGGGGGGAGGAAGAUGGGGAUUUGAUCGUGAGGGAGUGGACGGAGCCGAAGGAUGGGAUGAAGGAGGUUUUCUUUCGGAAUUUGAAUGGGCUUAUUCUUGAUGCUGCUGGAGACAAGAGUGGGGGUUGGAGGAGCGGAGUGGUUCUUGAGGUUGAGUUGUGGAAUUUGUUUUGGCGCGCGGAUAAUUAUCCUGUUAUUUGGAACGGUGGGUGGGUUGGGAGAGUGGCUACGAAGGUGGUGAUGGGAGUGGCGGUUGCGCUGGGGUGGGUGUUUGGGUGGAAAGGGGUUUAUGAGGAGUAUGGGUUGAGAAGGUAGAGUUAUCUCGAAGUUUCUUGAUU